UAAAAAAAUAUAGAAAAAAUAACAACAAAAAGUUUUGCACAUAGAAGAGAAGAGAAAGGUUGGGUGAAGGGAGAAAUGGAAGACGGCAAGAGUAUGGGUCGAAAGGAGAAGAGGAAGGCAAUGAAGAAAAUGAAGCGGAAGCAGACGAGGAAGGAGGCGGCGGAGAGGGAGCGACGGGAGGAGGAGGACCGCCUCAACGAUCCGGAGGAGCAGAGGCGGAUGCAAUUGCUGGAGCAGGAGGAAGCGGAGAGAAUGCAGAGGGACACCAUCCUCUUUCAGGAGAGGGAGAAGGCUUUCAUGGAUAUGAUAAUCACCCGACAACGACGGCAGCAGCAGCAAGAACGAGAGCAAGAGCAGAGCAUCGACCACGACCAUGAAUUUGAAUACGUGGUUCAGGAAGAAGGCCCUCCGGAGAUUAUUUGGCAAGGAAACGAGAUCAUCUUCAAUAAGAAACAGGUCAGAGUUAGGGUUCAGGACACCGACACUGACACCCACAAUAACCAUGCGCAGCAGAAUGACGACAUUAGACCUACAUCCAAUCCCUUACCCCCGGAAUCGGGAUUGGAAUCGCGCACUCAGAACCUCCAGGACAUUGCUGAACAAAUACCCAAUUUCGGAACUGAACAGGAUAAAGCUCAUUGCCCUUUUCAUUUAAAAACGGGAGCAUGUCGCUUUGGUAGGCGCUGUAGCAGAGUCCAUUUUAUCCCUGAUAAAUCCUCCACUCUUCUAAUGGAAAACAUGUACAACGGUCCUGGCCUUGCUUGCGAUCGGGACCAAGACGAGGGCCUCGAGUAUACAGAUGAAGAGAUUGAUCGCUGCUUUGAAGAAUUUUAUGAGGAUGUCCACACAGAAUUCUUGAAGUUUGGGGAAAUUGUGAACUUCAAGUUUGACCACACAACACCUUCGGAUUCCAACACUUCAAAGAAAAGAUGUUCAUGUACCUGUGGAACCUCUAUUAUGGUUUUUGCAUGUGGAAGAGGAGGACACAAUGAUAGGGGAAGACAUCCGCAACAUGUCCUUAAUGCAUAUACGGUAAGAGAAUGUCACAUUCAAGAAAAUUGCUUCUCCUUGCACGACUUUCCGAACAAGAUAGCCAAUGUCUCUAAAGCUGAAGCUGUUGAUCCCAAAUUCUCUUAUGAAGAAUACCAAGAGUACUUGAGGUUGAAGUCUAAUAAUUUGGCACAAUCAUCUACAAAUCCAAGUUCAUCAACAACUUGCGUCUCACAAUCCAUGGUGUGUAAAAAUGGUUCAUUUCACUUGCGAGGAAAUGUGUAUGUACAGUACAAAGCUUUGGAUUCUGCGCUGCACGCAGCAAAUUUAAUGAAUCAUCAUGACUUUGCUGGAAAACGGGUAACUUGUCAAUUUGUUAACUUGACAAGAUGGAAGGUUGCCAUAUGUGGCGAGUAUAUGAAAUCGGGUUUCAAGACUUGUUCUCGAGGAACAGCAUGCAAUUUUAUUCACUGUUUUCGUAAUCCUGGUGGAGACUAUGAAUGGGCUGAUUCUGACAAACCUCCCCCAAAAUUUUGGGUAGAAAAGAUGAUCGCUUUAUUUGGUUAUUCUGAUGAUUAUGAGACUUCAAGGGAGCAGGGAAAUUUUAGUUUGUCAAAAACAGAUUCUGACAGGUACCACUGUAGAAGGUCAAGAUCCAGAGAGAUGGAUCAGAUAAGUUGUGGUUAUUCUGGUAGAAGAAAACAUGAAGAUGAAAGAAAGCAAAGAACUCCCUAUGAGGAUCGGAAUGCUAGCUUAAAAAACACUCGUAAAAGAAAAUCCAGAGGCAGAACUCCUGAUACCGACUCUGACAGAGAAUGGUUAGAAAAGGAGGAAAUUAGGGAAAGACGCCAUGAAUACACUAGGAAUGGCUCAUUUAAUAAGAGCAGGGAUGAAAAUAGCAGAAGCCACGAAGAGGAUUCUGAUGUGGAUUGUGAUACCAGGGACAAUGAAAAACAGCAUGGAAGAAACCCAAGAAAGUGCGACAAAGACAUCAGGGUCUGGAUUAAUGAGGCUGCUGGUUUGGAUGGGGACAGAGAUGUGAGAAAGCACCGUAUUAGGGAAAGCUCAGGACAUCAGAGUGGUGACGCUUCUGAAUCCAACAAAGAUUUGUUUGGUAGAGUGGAGAUGGAAACACUACAUGAUCACUCUAGGAAAACAUAUAGUCACAGAAGAUCGGGUGUUCAGGUGUCUGUAAAAGGAAGAGAUCAAAACGACAAAGUUGAUAGAGACGGGUCCCGGAAGGACAGUUACAAACGAGAUCAUCACAAAAGGAAGUAAUCAAUACACAGAAGAAUUUUAUUCCCAUCAGUGUGGAGAGCAGCAGAGAGUGGAUAUCAAUUGGUGGAGCUAAUCAUACUUGGAAUUUUUGUCCCGAUGAAAGCUUAGUGUAUUUUAUUUUUACAUUUCUUCCCAUAUUUAUUUAUUUUUCCUAAACCUUCCGCUUUUUCUGUUGAUAAUAUAUCUACGAAUAUUAAAAUCCCUCCAAA
Molecule: messenger RNA, 2477 nt
Organism: Vigna radiata var. radiata (mung bean)
Lineage: Eukaryota; Viridiplantae; Streptophyta; Magnoliopsida; Fabales; Fabaceae
Product: zinc finger CCCH domain-containing protein 5
Exons: 8
Coding region: 76-2268 (730 amino acids)
Biological process (GO): mRNA splicing, via spliceosome
Cellular component (GO): U2AF complex; spliceosomal complex
Molecular function (GO): pre-mRNA 3'-splice site binding; metal ion binding
Source: RefSeq, a predicted model, not a curated record